AUACUGGGCAUCACAUAUGAAAUGGCUUCAAAUUCAGUUGAUCAUUUGGCCAUAUUGGAGGGACAGCCUGGAAGUUAUUUCUGUGGGUCUUACUUAUUGCCCAGCUUCGUCACGAAUAUUACUCAUCCCGUUUUAGCGUUAGUGUUUCGUACAGACGAAAGUGUUCAACGCAAAGGCUACGAUAUGACUUAUGUGUCGACACAUGAAGAUUGCGGAGGCGAACUUUGGUAUCAGACCUCAGGUGUGCUCUCCACUCCUGUUCUAAAUGACCCAGAAAAGUCAUGUGUCUGGCGCUUGACCCCGCCCCCUCGAAUGGUCGUGUCUUGGCGGAUAGAAGAGAUUAACCUGCGGGAGAUAGGCAGCGAUGAGGAAAUGUGCAACGCGACAACAGGCUUUCUUCGCAUCACGGAGCAGUCCAUCGGGCAAGAGCUUGACAGUAUGGUGGAAGAAGAGGUGGCAAAAGUGUGUGGAUCGCUAUGGUCUACCUCAUCCGAGCAUGAUUUUAUGGUAACCUAA
Molecule: messenger RNA, 516 nt
Organism: Protopolystoma xenopodis
Lineage: Eukaryota; Metazoa; Platyhelminthes; Monogenea; Polystomatidea; Polystomatidae
Source: the annotation of a GenBank genome assembly